Chenopodium quinoa (quinoa) is the source of this 2809-nucleotide messenger RNA. Its product is annotated as protein phosphatase 2C 70-like. The transcript has 13 exons. Gene Ontology annotation, biological process: protein dephosphorylation. The record is from RefSeq and is a predicted model, not a curated record. Gene Ontology annotation, molecular function: cation binding; protein binding; protein serine/threonine phosphatase activity. NCBI's taxonomy places the organism in Eukaryota, Viridiplantae, Streptophyta, Magnoliopsida, Caryophyllales, Amaranthaceae. Bases 204 to 1946 code for a protein of 580 amino acids.
CUCCAAACAAACAAUUAAAUAAAGUAAAGAAAAGAGAGUGUAAUCCUGUGUGUAUGAGUAGUAUAGAAAUGAAGUAUUUUAAGAGCGUUGAAAAAUGUAAAUGAUUUAAAAGCGACGAUUUCAUCAAUGCGGUAUUCUCGCAGUAUCCCCCUAUCAUCAUCACCUUCUUCUCACUUUCUUUCUCUAGAGAGAACCCGUAGGCGAUGGCGAUGCUAGCUACCUCCAUUGUCGUCUUCAUCUUCAUUAUGCUUUUUCUCCUCAUCCUUCUUAUCCUCCUUGCUUGUAAACCAUGGCGAUUCUUCUCUCGCUCUUUUCGUCAUCAAUUACCUUCUUCUUCCAAGGUUGAUGAAGAGAGGCCUUUGGUGCAAGAAGAUUCUGAUCAGCUCCCAAGCCCAAGAAAUGAACCAUUGAAUUUUCACACCCCAGAGGGUUCACAUUUGCAAACUGAAGGAAAUUAUAGCUCACCUGGAUCACAUAGCCUUACUUACAAACAGAGGCUUCCUCCUCCUGUACCUCACUUGACACAAGGUGGUAGUUUAGUGUUAGACAUAGGUGAUCAGGCAGAAGACCUUGUAGUUGGUCAAACAUUAAGGCGUCCCUUGCUGACUAGCCAUAAUCCUGAAGAGCAGAAAUGCAAUGUAAAGGAAGACCCGAAUCAUGACUCGAGGUUUAAGCCAGAAGAUGUCAAGUUGCAUAGUUUUACCAGAGAUCAAGGAAGCUGCCUCUCGCUUGAAGUUAUCACUGGCCCUGCAUGUGGGCUUCGAUGUUCAGUAUGGUCUACUGAUGCAUCUAAGCUUCCACUUACUCUCGGAAGGGUCCCGCCAAGUGAUGUGCUGCUGAAGGAUUCAGAGGUUUCUGGAAAGCAUGCUAUGAUAAACUGGAAUUCUAAUAAAUUGAAAUGGGAGCUAGUGGACUUGGGUAGUCUUAAUGGAACUCUUCUAAAUACAAAGGCUGUACAUCAUCCUGACUUUGGAAGCAGAACUUGGGGUGAGCCAAAGGAGCUUGUUGGUGGCGAUGUAAUCACUCUUGGUACCACUUCCCAGAUAAGUGUGCAAAUUACACCCCUGACUCAAUCAGAGAACCCAGUUGGAGUAGGUAUUGCAUCAGACCCCAUGUCUACCCGGCGUGGAGGAAAACGACUUCCGAUGGAAGAUGUCUGCUAUUAUCAAUGGCCACUUCCUGGGGCAGAACAGUUUGGACUUUUUGGUAUAUGUGAUGGACAUGGUGGAGCAGCUGCAGCUCUCUCAGCAAGCAAAAUACUUCCUGAGACGAUAGCAACUAUUUUAUUGGACUCAUUAAGAAGGGAGAAGAUUUUCUCACGGCAAGAUGCAUCAGAUGUCCUGAGGGAAGCAAUUUUUCAAACGGAAGCUUGUUUAAAUCACUAUUAUGAGGGUUGUACUGCAACAGUGCUUCUGGUUUGGGGUGAUGGUUAUGACAGUUUCUUUGCUCAAUGUGCCAAUGUUGGAGACUCAGCCUGCGUCAUGAACAUUGAUGGGAGACAGAUCAAGAUGACUGAAGACCAUAGGAUAUCUAGCUACUCUGAGAGGCAACGUAUCAGUGAAUCAGGAAAUCCAUUAAAGGAUGGGGACACACGCCUGUGUGGUCUUAAUCUUGGGAGAAUGCUUGGUGACAAAUUUUUGAAGGAGCAGGAUGCUCGAUUUAGUUCAGAGCCAUAUAUAAGCCAAGUUGUUCGUGUUGGUCAAGCAAGUGAAGCCUUUGCAGUGCUGGCAAGUGACGGUUUGUGGGAUGUCAUCAGUGCAAAGAAGGCUAGUCAGUUUGUUCUUCAGGCAAAGGAGAGAUACUCCAGCGAUAGGAAGGGCUCUGCACAGAAGAUAGCUAACUUUUUAUUAAAUGAAGCUAGAAAAUUGCGUACAAAGGAUAACACCUCCGUAGUUUAUGUAGAUUUUGACACUGCUCUGAGAACCUUGUGUAAAUAUGAGCCAUGAUAUGUAAUAUUUAAGGGUUUGGUAGAUAAUCAUCUACUAAUAUUCGGAAGAAGUUAAUUGAUUCCUGGAUGGUCAUCAUCUGUGAUAAAUGCUACGCAGUAUUUCUUCAAUCUCUGGACAUUGGUGGCAGAUCCAUCAAACUGCUGAGAUUUGAAAUCAGCAUUUCCCGCACAGAAUCCUAAUGCACGUCAAUAAUAUAUGGCAACUGAUUCAGGCUAGCAAGUCAUGCUUGGAAUGCUACAUUUCCGUGAUUCAUUCCUCUCCCAGUUCAAAUGUAAAUUUCCUGGAAGAAGUUGCUCGCUUCAUCAAAUUAUGCUAUAUGGGUUUUCAUGGUGGAAAAUCAGAGGCGGAUAUGGCCUUUUCAUCUGCAAAUGGUCUGUCACUGGCCUGCCUAACAGCUCCAUUGCCUGCCUGAAUUUGUGAAGAUGGGAAAUUAGUUGCUUAUGGCUAGUCAUGAGUUGCUUGGUAUAUACCUUAUAACUGCAAUUUAACAGAGUUUUAUUUAUUAUAAAUUGAUGUUCUGUAGAUUUCCAUAGGAAAUAAUUCUUCAACUGUCUACAAUGGGGUAUACUCGACUGCUCUGUCGCUAUUACGCUGUAUAUGUACUGUGCAUAAAUAAGCCUUUAACUGGCAUGAUGCAGCUAAGUUGGAUAAACUGAUUUUUAGAUGGAGCCUAAUGUAAAUUUGGUGGAUAUUUUGCUACUGAUUCCCUAUACCAGACUUUGGCCUUGAGAAUCAGUACAUUAUUUUGUUUCACUAUUAUGUUCUCUUGGAAUCAUUUGAAUGUAGGAGUACAAGAUUUUAAUGUAUGAUAAACCUUGAAAUCAAAAGUGUAAAUGUACUCCGUUAUACAUCUGCGUUUA